AUGGCGGACGAAGUACCGACCAUGGAUGAAAACGAGAGAAAAGUCGUCAACGAAUUCUGCCACCUGUUGGAAAAAUCGAAACAGCUCUUUAAUGGCCUUAGAGACUUACCCCAGUAUGGCCACAAACAAUGGCAGUCCUACUUCGGCCGGACGUUCGAUGUGUACACAAAACUGUGGAAGUUUCAGCAGCAACACAGACAAAUACUCGAUUCCAAGUACGGCCUGAAGAGAUGGCAGAUUGGAGAAAUAGCUUCCAAGAUAGGACAGCUUUACUACCAUUACUAUUUGCGAACCAGUGAGACGAACUACUUGAACGAGUCUUUCUCUUUCUACUCUGCGAUACGGAUGAGAGCUUACUACUCCAAGGCAACCAAAGAGGAGAGUACACUACAUGACAUAGGGAAGUCACUAGUUAUCUCCCAUGACAGGCCAGAUCUGAUGGUGAAGAAACUCCGCUACUAUGCAAGGUUUAUUGUUGUCUGCUUGUUGCUGAAGAAGAUGAAGCUUGUACGGGAUUUGGUCCGGGAAUUGGCCAAACAAAUAGAUGACUACACCAGUGCAUAUGAACCAGACGAUCAGCUGGAGUGGACGCUAGUUCUUGGAGAAAUUAAGGCUUUCAUUGAGGCUGACAACAUCAUCAAUGUGGUGGAUGUAGACUCAUCAACGAUCGUUCUGUCACAUCGACUCACACCACUCAAUACCCCACCCCUGGACAAAGGCGCCCCUACAUAUCUCACGCUACAGGAGAUCCUCAUAGUCGGCAACUGCCACGAACAGGUCAAGUUCAGUGAGCUGACACUAGACAUGUUCCGCAUGCUUCAAACCCUGGAACGAGAGCCCCAGGAGGAUCUCACCAACCAGAUCUACGAUGCUUCCCCCGCACCGGGCCGACAGCCAUUUAUGCCUAUGCCAAGACCACGAGCUGUAGGGGAGGAAAAUGGCGACCGGCGCCGUGAGAACCCUCACAAGUAUCUGCUGUACAAGCCAACGUACGGACAGCUGAACACCUUUCUUGCAUCCGCAUUUAAAGAACUGCCUCCUAAUGGCGCCAGUCUCCUGUACAUAUCUGCUGAUGGUUGCCAUGGAAACGCGAAGCACACAGAUGAUGCUGCAUAUGACCUUGGAGGUGUCAUCACCAACAGUAGACGAGAGGGUGACGCCCCAAUUAAAGGAAAAAGACCAGGCUUGCUGAAAGAGAUGCACUGCCUUCACCCCGGUGACCUUUACCCCUACACAAGAAAGCCUCUCUUCCUUAUCAUCGACAGUGAUAACAGCUCAGCCUUUCAGAAUUUCCCCAACUUGUUUGGACAACCGAUGGUGUGCCUCCUCUCCCCCGAACAAGUGCCCACUACCAUGCAGGACCAGCACCAGAAAGGGAACCUGUUCACUCUUUUCAUGCACUCGCCGCUGAUGGCGCUGUGCCAUGUGUGCAACAUCAUCGACAUCCCCAUCACGCUGUGGGAUAAGUGCCAGACACAGAUAGACAAGUUCAUGUCCGAGUCCAGCAAGCUGUUCGUCAGGGCCAGAAAACUGGAUCACUCUUACAUGCAGUUCUUUGGAGAUGACUUCCUCCGGUUGAUUCUGCUGAGAUUUGUCUUCUGUUAUAUUGUUCUCAUCCUGCAUAGAGGCUUCAAGGGCCCCAGCUACUAUCCGAUGUCUCAUCCCCCGCUGCCUACUGACGAGAUCCUCGAGCACCCAGCAUUGUAUAAAAUAGUCCUUGACCUUGCAAGCAUUCUCGAGGUUCGAGGCCUUUUCGCUGAACCUGGGGAAGUGGACAUUGUUGCAUGACAGGGUCCUAGGCUGUAUAUCUGAUCUCACUCCUCUACAAUACUCAGUGUGACGUGACUAUCUCAACCAUCGUUAGUCUGUUCCAUAUGUGUGACCAGACUCUCAACCAUCUUUAGUCUGUUCCAUAUGUGUGACCAGACUCUCAACCAUCGUUAGUCUGUUCCAUAUGUGUGACCAGACUCUCAACCAUCUUUAGUCUGUUCCAUAUGUGUGACCAGACUCUCUCAACCAUCCUCAGUCUGUUCCAGAUGUGGGACCAGAUUAUCUUAACCAUCUUUAGUCUGUUCCAGACGUGUGACCAGACUCUCUCAACCAUCAUUUGUCUGUUCCACAGUGUGACCAGACUCUCUCAACCAUCGUUUGUCUGUUCCACAGUGUGACCAGACUCUCUCAAACAUCUUCAGCCUGUUCCACAGUGUGACCUAUUGACGACUUCAUCAACCGUCUUUGGUCUGUUCCAGACGUGUGACCAGACUCUCUCAAACAUCUUUAGUCUGUUCCAAAGUGUGACCAGACUCUCUCAACCAUCUUCAGCCUGUUCCACAGUGUGACCUAUUGACGACUUCAUCAACCGUCUUUAGCCUGUUCCACAGUGUGACCAGACUUUCUCAACCAUCUUUAGCCUGUUUGACUGAUGGCAGCCUCAUCCAUCUUGGGUCUGUUUCAGCAGCUUGACUAGACUUAUAACUGGUCAACCAUCUUCAACCUGUUGAGACAGUGUGAGCUAAAUCAGUAACUACCAUCUCACAGCAUACGUCAAACAGUUCUGGCAGUCUGAUGUGACUCUCUUAUCUCACAACCACUGUGUCCAUAAUAACUUGAAGUAUGUUAGAUAUCGAAAAUGUGUUGUAUCUGUUCAUUAAUUUGGACUGGAUGGGUAGCUGACAAGGUAACAUUAUGCUGAUUUUUAUUACUUAAUUUACACAGCAUAUAUUGCUUAGUAAUCUCGUAAAAAAGUAGAUUUGCUUAGCUGAAAUAAUGAAAUUUGUUGCUUUGAGUGUUUCUUCAAAGAGUUACUUCCCUUCCAAUGAUUGAGAAGCAGAGUUACUUCCCUUAUGGUGAUAGACUGGGGAGAAAAAACAUUUUAGUAAUGCCUCAUAUCUGAAUAUUGAAUCAUAGGAUCUGUAAACCAAACAAUGAAAGAAACAUCGCUUAACCAAUAAGACAUUAUCAGCAAAAACCAUGAUGGGAUGAGUACAAAAUGAGAUGGGAACUGAGAUGGUUGAUGCAGGGAGCGUUGUACUCUCUCAGAGCAAGCCCAGUGGCCUUCUAAGUGUAACACUGCACAUUGUUCAUCACAUUGACUUGAACAUAUAAUUAGGCCAGAACAAUUUCUUUUCUUGUCGGGGCCUGGGUGGCCCAGUUGUCUAAGGCGCCACAAUUUGCUGCAGAGUUGCUUCCCAUGGGCACACCAGAAACCUAUUAUC
Haliotis rufescens (red abalone) is the source of this 3215-nucleotide messenger RNA. Its product is annotated as protein SCAI-like. Lineage: Eukaryota; Metazoa; Mollusca; Gastropoda; Lepetellida; Haliotidae. The record is from RefSeq and is a predicted model, not a curated record. Bases 1 to 1788 code for a protein of 595 amino acids. The transcript has 17 exons. Gene Ontology annotation, cellular component: nucleus. Gene Ontology annotation, biological process: DNA-templated transcription. Gene Ontology annotation, molecular function: transcription corepressor activity.